GGGGCGGGGACUGACGGCGCGGCUGGAAGGCAGAGCCGGUGGCAGAGCCGGUGUCAGAGCCGGUGGCAGGGACGGCUGGCGGCCCCACCGGGGAACGGUUCCCCUCCCGGGGGGUGGUUCUCUCUCCUCCCGUGGGACGGUUCUCCUCCCGCGCCGAGCCCGGGCCGCUCGGCGGAGCCUCGGCUCCGGUUCCCUGCAGCAGUCGGUGCCCCCCCUCGGGCCGCGCUCCGCCUGCUGGUGCUGUGCGCUCCGGCACCGAACCGCGACAUGACAAGGGCGAUCCUGGGCACGGCUCAGUUGACGCCGUCGGUCUGAUUGAGAGUCACACAAACGUAAAACUCCACGUGGAGCUUUAAAUGCCGGCUGCCACAUAACCGCAAUAUCCACAGUGACGCCACAGGAGCCUGCGGUGUUAAGGGAUGCUCAGGCUUCGCCAUCGGCUUUUGUUCCUUCCUAUCGGCUUCUUCCUUCUCUGUCCCUCCGAGGUGAACAGAGCACUGAGGUCUUGAUCUCUUCUCGAUGGCUCUUUUCCUCCUUCAGUUACAGACAAGUAUGUUGGUACAGGAGAUCCGGCUUCCGGAAACAUAAAAUAGAAGGUUAAAGCCCCUGAUUUUUGUCUGCUCCUCAGGUACAACAGUGGUUGUGAGCGAUCCUGCCGUGCCAAUGGGGGCUGCUGGCGUCCAGGGUGCCAGGGAGGACAGAUAUGUGGUAUGUGGCCGCACUUGAGCAGCCUGUUCUGGUCAGUCAGGGCUCUGGGAUGCUCAGUGCGCCGUGUGGAAAAACUGAGCAAGCAGAACGUGAAACUUGAUGCUGAAGGUGAGGAGCACUAGGAAGCAGCUUCGGGUAGGAAACUCCACGUCUCUUCUGACAAAGAAACUGCAAUUUACCUUGUAUUGGUGCAGCAGAGCAAAGAAACAAGACUGUCGUUGCAAAACAAGAUUCAGGACAACAAUAAUCUGCAGUUUCUCAAAGCAGUGCCGAGCUGCGCCCCCUGCAGUGUGCAAGGCUCCCACAGCGCUGAGCUGCAGCAGAGGAGGCCGAUGGUCGGACAGCGGGGUGCGGUGCUGCUGUGUUCCCUGGGGACCCACUGCUACACUCAGAAACAUUAACACGGCGGAAGGGUGAUACAGAGGUGUAACAGCAACGAGGCUCGCGCAGACAGAACGGUGUUUCAAACAAACAGUGCUCACCCAUUUCUGCAGAUCUGGGCUCACAAGAAAGUCUGCCCCGGAGGGAGAUGUACAGGGGAAGGAUUUCUGGUGGGAGCUGUCAGCCCUUCAGUGAGGUGCAGCCCGGCUCCAGCCCCUGCUGUCCCUCGGCUGAGUGCCUUCACCUGUGCUCCCAGGGGCUCAGUCAGUGGGUCGGCCGGGACUCAACAGUUCCCAUACACCCACCGAGCCUGCCCUGCACACACAGCCAAACCUGCACAGGUUCCGAGGCGUUCUGGCACACCUGUGUGAUUCUGGUGGCCUGUGCUGUUACCAGCCUCUCUGAGAAGAUAAUCAGGGAAAAAAAAAACAAAAACAGUCAAAUACAGAAAGUGGGGAAAAUCCCCCACUGUUUCUAUGGACUCGUACAGAUGUGACCAGCUUGCAGUUUUCUCAAAUUGAGAUCUGCACUCAGGAGGUUCUCUGGCUCUCAACAAUUAAACGGGGAUGAUGCAAGAGGUCCUUCUCACACUGAAAUACAGUGACACAGCUGAGCAUGAUCUGUAAGAAAUAAUCUUAUAAACAGAGCUAGCGCAUCAAAAUGGAGCAAUUUAUUUUCUGUGUAUUGUAAUUUGCUCAACAGUGUUAAUGUCAUUGUCUCACAGGAGUGCAUGGAAGCAGGCAAAUGCAUGAACAAAGGGGAAAAAAAACAACAAAAACCUGUUUAUAAACACCCAGAGUAAAUUCCAUCUUGAAAGUAAGACUCGGGAGCAGGAUCACAAAGGGCAAAUACGAAGAUAGAAGAUUUUCAGAGCUUUUUAUGCCAUCCUCCUGUUUUCAGGAGAUCGUCCGCGCUCCUUCCAGCAGCCGCGGGGCGGGACGGGCGCUGCCCGCCGGUGGGAGCGGCGCGGUGCUCGCGGGGCCGAUGGAGAGCGCCGCUGAAGAGAUGCCGCCGCCCGGCCCGGACAGCAGUGCCCCUGGGAAGGCUGCGGAACGAUGCCAAGAGGAUGAUGAGGACUGUCCCGCAUCUCCGUACGCAGAAGAUACAGGAACAUCACAGCUGCAGUUUGGAGUUCUGGAGCUCUCGCAGAGCCAGGACCUGGAGAGUGAUGUUGCACCCAAUGAAGAUGUUAGGAAUCAGCUUCACUCGGGAGCUGCUAUCCUUUGUUCUUCCAGAACUGUGAAGAAUGAUACUGAAGAUGAACUGAAUGUCAAAAACAGGGAAACUGUCAGCAGCAUAGAAACACAUUCUACUUCAGAAGGCCAACCGAAGGAGUUUGAAGGAACACUGCUGGAUGCAGAAGAACGUUCCAGGAAAGAGGUGCUUGUCUCUAAUCCAUCGAAAACUGAGAAAUGCGUUGACGCUGGUCAUGAGGAGUUGGAUAUCUUGUCGACUCAGGAAGAGAUGUUUCCUGAAAAUAAUAUAACAGGGAGUGACUGCCUUGUAACCAGAGAGGAAGAGGGAAAUUCUCUGGCAUGUACUCCUGCCCGCAGUCUGCACCUCCUGCAGCUCUCUGGACAGGGAUCCCUUGUACAGGAGAGCCAUUCCACUGGCUCUCCAGGUGUAGUUGUUCCUUCUCCUGUUGGCCUAGCAUCCAAUGCUCUCAUCCCUAGCAGUCCUACUGAACAGGACCAAACAAAAGAUGAACAGGUGGAUAUCUCUACUGUUGCCAAAGGAAGAGAUCUGGUGCAGAAGGGACAGAAGGAAAACAGACUGAUGCAGGAGGAGCAGAAGAGAGAUGUGCUUAUCCCACCAGGGCCUGCAGUCCUGCCACAGGCUUCAACUCCGGUGUCUCAGAGUGCCCCAGCCUUCUUUCCUGAGUCUUUACCUAUACCAUCACAACCAGUGUUCUCUCAUGUGAGCGUUCAUGAUAUCUUCGUUCCAACUCAGAGCCCGGAGAAGAAUGAGGGAGAAGAAAAAGCUGCUGUUUCAACUUAUCCAUGUGUACCAGGAGACCUUUCUGGACCCACAGAUGCUUUGUCAAAGAUGCCUGUGGAAGACACUGUGUCACAGCCUUCUGAGUCUUGUAAUCUGAUGCUUUCUGCAAGUGGAUGUAGCCAGCCCACAAACACAGAAAUCAGUUCAGAGUCUCUGAAAACUAGCCAUGAAAAUAAUGAAGUUACACAGAUCCAGAUGAUUACUGAAUGCAGUAUUUCAGACUUGAGACUCUCUUCUGUGGAGAAUGGUGACAGAAAAAUAAGGCUGGAUGCAGGUCAUCAAGCCCUUCCUGAGAACUGUGAAAAAGCAGAAAAGGAGGACAUACAUACUGCAGGAAAGCCUGUAAUGCAGUUAGGUAGUACAGGCAAAGCAGGAGAUGGGACAUCAGCCCCUACAGCCCAUCAGGCUCAUGGGUGUAUUUCUGGAAGUCAGGCUGCUGUGGAUCAGUCUCACCCUGAGAUUUUGUGCUGUGCUGACGGAAGAGAAGCUCAAUUAGAGGGUUAUUCACUGAAAGCAAGUUCUCAACGCGAGGCAGUUCCUGAGACUCAGUGUGAAGAACAGGAAGAGAAGAUGCAUAUAGAAGAGAUUGAAAUGAAUGAAGAUGAGUCUCUUGUUAACAUGGCUGCUUCUCAGAGGUUCUUUCUUGAAAGGAAGGUAGAGCACAAUGAAGAGCUGGAAGUACAGGUUGCUGGUGGUUCUUGUAAAAAUAGCAGAAAACUGUCUGAGACCCAAGAAUUAGGAAAGUUUGGACCAGAAUGCUGGGAAAAAGAAACUUCAAAAGGUGGAGCUCUUGGCAGUGGAGCAGCAAAGAAUGUGGAUAAACUGUCCUUUAAAGCUGCUAGAGAAAGCAUGCAGAAGCUGAAUGAAGCUUUAUCUAAGCCUUCUGUAGGGGAGUUAUUGGAACAGCACAAAUUGUUUUCUAAAUUAAAGAUUGACAUUCCAUCUGAGAUGAAACUGUGUGCCAAAAGCCAUGCAGAAAGUUCAAAAUUGCAUCAGAUAAUGGAGUCUCAACCACCACAGCAAGAGAGGGAAGCUGACAUACAGCAGGAGAAUCAGGUGCAAAAGGAUACAGAGAUUACUGCUACGGCAGUGAAUCCGGAGCAAGAAGAACAGAUGCAGCUGGAGGAGCAGACAGCUGCUAAGUCCCCCAGUCCUUCCAAUGGAACACCAUUUCAUUUCACUUUGCCAAAGGAGGGUGAUACCAUUCAACCAUUGACCAGCAUAACACCACCUCUCACUGGCCAACUUAAAAUGGGACCAAGAAGACACAGCACACCAAUUGUGGAUGAUAGUUGUCCAGACAGCACUAUAGCAACUAGUGAUGUUACUGCAGAGGGCACAAUGGGGACCAACAGUGUCACUGUGGAAAGUGCAGUGGUGUCAGCAGAUGUGUCUGAAGUGUGUGAAAAAGGAGAUUCUUGUGCAGUUCCUCAGGCUGAUGUAAAACUCUCUCUACGAAUGAACCUUGUUACCCCUUUGAAUGAUGGGAGCGAUGAGUCUCUACCAUUCAGCUUGGAAAAGCCCACAGCCAGUGACAAGAAAAUUGGAUCCCCUGCUGCUGCCAGGUGUGGGGCUGAUAGAAGAAACAUAACAAAGUCUGAUGUACUGAGUUCACAGUUUAAUUUGUUGACCAAAAUCUCCCAGAAAGAGUCUUCUGUGUUUAGUCGUGUCUGUGAAGUUCGGCGAGAGGAAGAGGCUAGAGAUCACAGCCUUUCAGCUUCUCCAUUUAGGGGGAAUCUAUUCAGCUUUCCUGGCGCAGGAAAGAAUGCUGAAAUAUGUGAAAAUCCUAGUGAUCAGCAACACAGAGCAGAUGACAGUGGUGGACAGCUCCUGAUACUUCAGAGACUGCAGCAGGGCUGCCAUCAACAACCUUCUUGUACAGAGCAGAAAGAGUCGGGGGAGGCUGGUAUUGUAACCACUCAGGUGGAAGAAGGGGCAAGAAUGCAGAAGAAACCAAGUAAGGUUGAUAAAAGCCAAGGGAAGCAGGCUGAUACCGAUAAUAAAGGGAUUCAAACUACAGCAGACUGUCUUUUUACUCUAACAAUGGCUACAACAGCAACACAAACCGCAGAAGGAACUUGUAGGCGAGUGGAUGUAGGAACCAGUAUGUGUGGGCAAAGACCUGGGCAACAAGAUGUAAACAUCCAAACUGAGGAGGGCAGACAAAAGCUUGUGAAUACCUCUGCAGAAGACACAGACUCUCUGCACAGUCAGGUGGGAGAGGAUGAAUUUAACCUUCUUCACCCUCCAAGAGGCCAGGUUCAGCGUCGCCAUGUGCGAACUAUUCGAGAGGUACGGACUGUGGUUACACGUGUUAUAACGGAUGUUUACUAUGUAAAUGGUGCAGAGGUGGAACGGAAGGUAGUUGAGGAAACUGAGGAGCCUGUAGUGGAGUGCCAGGAAUGUGAGACUGACACAUCCUCCUCUAGAACUACGGUUGGCUCAUCGUUGACCUCUGGGGACCUUGGUGAUGUCAGCUCCUUCUCUUCUAAGGCCUCAAGCCUCCACCGCACAUCCAGCGGAGCAAGCAGUGGUCUCUCUGCCACACACAGCAGCAGUGGUUCAGCACGAGGAACUGGAGUGGUCAAAGGGAAAGUGUGUGGUACAGAAAGUGGAGAGUUUGCUUUGCCCAUUGGCAGAGGUGUCGUAGGAAAACUAAGCCCUAGGAAAGGAGUUGGUCAACCAGUAUCUCCUCUUAGAGUUUGCCAGGCAGGAGCAACACUUCUGUGUGAGGAAGAGGAGGACUCUAUACAUGGGACUCGCCAGGGUGGCAAAGCACCUGUGACACCUCGUGGGCGAGGUAGAAGAGGCCGCCCACCCUCCCGAACAACUGGGACAAGAGAUUCAUCUGGAAUUCCUGCUGUGGAGGACCUCUCAACUACAGGAUCACCUGAGGAGAAAUCAUUUGUCCGUACAGUUGGCCUACCUGAUGGAGGGGAAAAAUCUGAUGCAUCUGGCUUCUGUGCCUUACGUCGAAGUGACUCUCCAGAAAUUCCACUGCAAGUGGUGGCUGUUCCUUCAGACUGUACAGACUCAUCUGCUGGGAGCAGCUUUGUGGGCCUCAGGGUUGUGGCAAAAUGGUCUUCAAAUGGAUACUUCUAUUCUGGGAUGAUUACCCAAGAUGUUGGAGGAGGGAAGUACAAGCUUCUCUUUGAUGAUGGGUAUGAAUGUGAUGUACUAGGAAAAGAUAUUUUACUCUGUGACCCUAUCCCACUGGAGACUGAAGUAACUGCGCUCUCAGAGGAUGAGUACUUCAGUGCAGGUGUAGUGAAGGGACACCGGAAGGAGUCUGGAGAGCUGUAUUACUGCAUUGAAAAGGAAGGUCAGAGGAAGUGGUACAAGCGAAUGGCUGUUAUCCUGUCUCUGGAACAAGGAAAUAAGCUCCGAGAGCAGUUUGGACUGGGUCCUUACGAACCCGUCACCCCCCUGACUAAGGCAGCUGACAUCAGUCUCGAUAAUCUUGUGGAGGGGAAGCGGAAGCGACGCGGUAACCUUGUCUCUCCCAGCACCUCCAGCAGUAGUACAACUCCCACUCGUAAAGGGAUGGAAAGUCCGCGUGCCCCACCAGGUGUGCUUUCUGGCAAGAGGAAACUUGUUGCUUCUGAGGAAGAGAGAUCCCCAGCUAAACGUGGCCGUAAGUCAGCAACAGUGAAGCCUGGGGCUGUGAGAGCAGGAGAGAUUGUGAGCACAUGUGAAGGUGUAGAUGCUGCCGAUCCCCCAGUACUGGAGGACCAACAUGGGCCAUUGCCACACAAUAAGACCCUCUUUUUGGGCUAUGCCUUUCUCCUCACAAUGGCAACACCCAGUGACAAAUUGGUCAAUUGCCAGAAGCCUUCAGAUGGUCCUGCAGGGAGUAGUGAGGAGGAAGAAGAAUUCUUAGAGAUGGCUCCGUACAACAAACACUAUAUAGCAAAGCAGUUGCGAGCAGGAGCUGGCUAUAUCCUGGAAGACUAUAAUGAAACACAGUGUAAUGCAGCAUAUCAGUGUCUUUUAAUUGCGGAUCAGCAUUGUCGAACACGGAAAUACUUGCUGUGCCUUGCCCGAGGGAUCCCUUGUGUGUCUCAUAUCUGGGUUUAUGACAGCUGUCACGCUAACCAGCUGCAAAAUUAUCGGAAUUACCUUUUGCCAGCUGGUUAUAGCCUGCAGGAGCAAAAAUUGCUAGAGUGGCACCCACGAGAAAACCCAUUCCAUAACCUGAAGGUUCUCCUGGUAUCAGAUCAGCAGCAGAACUUCCUGGAUUUGUGGUCUGAAAUCCUUAUGGCUGGGGGAGCAUCUUCUGUUAAACAGCAUUUUUCAAAUGCUAACAACAAAGAUAUUGCAUUGGGUGUUUAUGAUGUGGUGGUGACUGAUCUUUCCUGCCCAGCUGUUGUCUUGAAGUGCGCAGAAGCAUUAAGGCUGCCUGUUGUCUCACAAGAGUGGGUGAUCCAGAGCCUUAUUGCUGGAGAGAGAGUAGGCUACAACAAGCAUCCAAAAUACAAACAUGAUUAUGUCCCUCACUAAGCUUAAACUUUGUCCUGCUGUCUCACUGUUGUGCAGACUGUUUUAAUCAGGUUUUAAAUGUUUGUGUGGAAUCAGACAGUGUGCAUGGUUUACUGUAUAUAGUUUUAUCUGCUGAACUUUUAUCAUGAAAUAAAUGUUCGAUCUCUUGUGUUA
Messenger RNA from Coturnix japonica (Japanese quail), 7740 nucleotides. The record is from RefSeq and is a predicted model, not a curated record. NCBI's taxonomy places the organism in Eukaryota, Metazoa, Chordata, Aves, Galliformes, Phasianidae.